Messenger RNA from Solenopsis invicta (red fire ant), 2122 nucleotides. RefSeq lists its product as uncharacterized. NCBI's taxonomy places the organism in Eukaryota, Metazoa, Arthropoda, Insecta, Hymenoptera, Formicidae. The coding region runs from base 757 to 2118 and encodes 453 amino acids. The transcript is spliced from 2 exons. The record is from RefSeq and is a predicted model, not a curated record.
AGACUCGUCGAAGCUCUCGUUAAGUGCGGCAUGGCCGCAACGUUUUUCUGUACACGACCGGUGAAUAAAGUCGGUUCUGCCAUUGUACUCCUGGUGCGCAGUUAAUAGGGUCUUCGACGAUUUUUCGUUUUUCAUUUUAAAUUAAAGUUUUGAUAGUAAAAACAACUAUUACAAUAACAAAAGUAAUUAAAAAUCGUUAAAUAAUUUUUUUAAUAAGUUUGAAAAUUGCGAUUGAUUUAAACGCCCAAUUUUUCGCGCGCCUUGAUGGCGUCGUCGAUGUGACGUCAUUAUUCAGUAAACAGGUUAGAUCGAGUAGACAGUUUGUAUUGAAAGCAUCAAAAAUGACUGAAAAUGCAGGUUACGUACAAGAUCCAGUAAAAAAACGCAAUUACAAGUGGUGCUUUGUUCCCUUAUGUAAGAGUACAACCAUUUCUACUCCUUUAAAAAUUUUUGUAUCGGUGCCAAAAGGAGAUAUUAGGAAGAAAUGGUUCGAAAUAGCAAGACGGAAUGAUGCUUCAUCGAUAUCGCUUAGCACCAGCUUGUUUUGCUGUCAAGAUCAUUUCCAUGUAAGUUAAACUUUGUGAAUAGAUAUAUUUAACAAAACGUAAUAGUAACAUUCCAUUAUAGUUGCAAGAAGAUAUAGAAAAUUAUACGAGAGUACGACUCGAUCCAAAUGCAUCUGUACGACUGAAGAAAGGUGCACUACCUCGGAUAUUUCACUGUCAACCUGAUAGACAACGUGCUCAUGUGAAACCGAUGCGUCCAGUAGCUCUGAAGCGCCAGAAAAUAGAAACUUUAAACGAAAUCCUACAAACUGAAACAGUAAUCGAUAGUAGCAUGGAAUGUGAAUCCACAGAACCUAUUACAACCGAGUUAUUGCAUAUUGACACCAACAUUGAUGAUUUUUCAACUACUCAACAUCAGGUGGCUGCUGUUGAAAUUGAUUGGAGCAAUGAUGCAACACCAAAAUGCAAGGAUGUUGGUAUUCAAGUGAAAAUGCGUGACCAUAAGACAAUGCGUAGCAAGUAUGUACAAAACGUGCCAGUGAUGCAAGAUGCUUCAUGUUCGACGAACGAAAAAACUCGUAAUAUAAGUCAGCAAAAAACUGAGAAUGUAAUUACAUCAUCUGAGUCAACAUCGGCCAACACGAAUGUGACAAGUACUUUCAAUGAUACACAGGAUGAUUGCGAUGAUGAAUAUCUACCAUCUGAGGAAACAAGCGAAGAGGUAGUGAAGCAGAAUAUAUUGGAGCAGAGGAGGUUAGCGAGGAAUAUAAAAAUGACGACCAUUCAAAAUAAACCGAAAAUGUACUUGGGUAUUCCGGACAAUGCCUUCUUUUUUAUACAGCUUUUAAGCAAAGAAACGGGAAUUAGUAUAGAGGAAAUUUGCUUAACCGUCACUAAAAUUAAAUUAAACGAUACAUUCGCAAGAAUUGGAGAUGAUUUUGGAAUCAGUGCUAGUAACGCGAGUGCUGUUUUUAGAAGAACUCUCCCUAUUGUAGCACAUUAUUUAAAACAAUUAAUUGUUUGGCCUUCGGAACAAUCCAUCAAAUCGAAUCUGCCUUUGCCAUUUCGUGCUCGGUACAGUCAUGUACAAUCUAUAAUAGAUUGUUUAGAAAUGGAAAUUCAGAAGCCUAGCAGUGCGAUUAAUCAAAGUGUUACGUGGUCUGAAUACAAAAAAUGUAACACAAUAAAAUACUUAAUAUCAAUGUCACUGGAUGGAACUAUUAAUUUUAUAUCAGAAGGUUUUUGUGGGAGGACAUCCGAUGCUGCGAUCGUAGAACUCAGCCAGUAUUUAAAUCAGCUACCAGAAAACUGUGCAGUCAUGGCUGAUCGAGGUUUCAAAAACAUUGAACAUCUAUUACAAAAAAAAGGAUGUAUUUUAAUUCGACCGCCUAGUGUUUCGAGUAAUUCAAAACCGACGAAGGAGGAAGUGAUAGAGACUCGGCGUAUCGCUAGCUUAAGAAUUCAUGUAGAAAGAGUUAUUAGAAGAAUAAGAGAAUUUAACAUUUUAAAAUCUCAUUCUACCAUUCAUCAUGAUACAAUAAACACCGUAGAUGAUAUGAUUAUUGUGACUGCAGGUUUAAUUAAUAUUCAGUUACCACUUAUAGCACAAUAAAUAU